AUGGUAGGAAAUCGAUUAUCUUCCUUUAGGCUGAAAAUUCCUUUAGGCUGCCGACCACCCACCGGCGGAAGGCGGUGGGUGGUCGGAACCGCCACUGAUAUAGAUUUUCCCGCCCCAGGAAAAGCAGUGGGUGUUGUUGAGGAGCGGGAGCUUAUCAUAACCUCUUUCAACGACCUAUUGAAACAGCAGUCCACCCUACUCACCAAGGUCCUACUGACUGCCUCAUUUGCGUCAGACGUGGAAUCAACACGAAUGAGCCUCGAUGCUCUAUUGAUCAGGUCUCUAAUAUCCGCCGUUCGCCGCCAACCACAAAGACAACUAUCAGUGGCCGCUACAAUAGAGGAUGAGCCAGGUCCAGUCUUACACAGGUUGGUAGAGAUUCAGGAACGGAUAUGCAGGGCUAUUCAAUUCACCCUGCUUCCCAUGCUCUAUCCAGCCGAUUCCCCCAUUUACACCUGCGUGUAUGGGGUCCUCCGCGCCAAUUGGACUUCCGAACUGUCCGGAAUGGACCCCAGACUGCUUGGCGCCUACAGCCCUUUUAUCAUUCGCGCCUGGGCCAUUGAUCUUAAUGGGAAACUAGACGUACUCAAGAUUCACGGAACAUGGUUGAACCCUCGGGCUAUUUAUGGAGAGCUUUUCGUGCCUGAUAGAAAGCGCGAAACCCUCAUCUCCAUCUUUAGUCCCUAUCAGGACGUGAGAUACAAGCCCCCCGAUGCCACAUUGGUCUUGCUGCAUGGAGGCCCAGGACUCAGCAAGGCCACCAGCGCCAGGGUGGUCGCAGAGGUUUUAGAGUACCCACCCUUGUCAGUCGCGUCGGCAGAUAUUGCCAAACAAGAGAGUGAGUCGGUGGCACGUUUGACUACGAUCCUGGACUCUGGUACUGGAGAAUAUUGA
Molecule: messenger RNA, 894 nt
Organism: Aspergillus alliaceus
Lineage: Eukaryota; Fungi; Ascomycota; Eurotiomycetes; Eurotiales; Aspergillaceae
Exons: 2
Coding region: 1-894 (297 amino acids)
Source: RefSeq, a predicted model, not a curated record